UAUCCUAAUGCAUACUCUCCACAUGGGGAGUGGUGACACGACAGACUUGUGACUCCUCCAUUACGCAAGCCAUUACCUUGGGAUUCGACACCAAACUGGUGUGGAUUAAGUUCCAGCGGCUCCAAGCGAGGUGAAGACCAUAACGUGGAUAAAAGUGGCCCCUCAGUAUCUUAAAUUUGAACCAUGACUACACACAUGCAGCACCAUGGCUCAACCCCUCCAGAGCUGAAGUUAGUGCUGCUGGGCAAUAUCGGAUGUGGUAAAACUUCAUCUGCCGAUACCAUCCUGAGCCAGUUGACGGAUAUGUCUACAGCGACGCCCCGGAGCAUUCAGCUGCGCAGAGACUUUGCCGAUGGCAGGAUGGUCACCCUGGUAGAGGCCCCCAGGUGGUAUUGGAAUGGUCUGGAAAUGGAGGAGAGUGUCAAGAAGGAGACUGAGCGAGCCAUGACCUUGCUGGAGCCCGGUCCACAUGCAGUUCUUUUAUUGGUGCCUGUCAACCAGUUCACAGAGAUGGAUGGUCAAGUGCCUGCACAGCUGCAAAAAGUGUUUGGAAAAGAAGUGCUGGAUCACACCAUUGUGCUACUGACAUGUGGAGAUUAUCUGAUGGGAAGAACGGCAGAGGAGUACCUUCUGAAGGAACAUCCAGGCCUGAGGCAAAUGAUUGGGCUCUGCGGGGGGCGCUACCAUGUUAUUAAUAACCGUCUGCGGCGGGACAGGACCCAGGUUCGGGAACUUCUGGACAAGGUGGAGGACAUUGUGAGCAAAAGAGGGGUGUUCUGCCUCAAAACAAAAGAGGAGAGAGAGAUGGAGGAACGCGUGCAGCAGCGGAAAAGAGAACUGAUGGAAAGUUUCCGAAUGCAAAAGGAAGAGAAACGGGCAGCUCUGACCUCCAGCUACAUGUCAAAUGUAGACACACUCAGGAAUGCCGAAAGGGUGGAGUCGUACGGACAGUUCUGGGAGAGGAGGAGAGAAGAUGAACAAGACAGCAUUAAUGGAGGAGUUUCGGAGACAUUUGAGUCCAAUCUGACAGCUACAAAACCAAGCAGGUGGCAGUCGGGCUGGAAUGAGGAUGAGCACGAAAGGCGCCCCUAUAGACUGAAUGCAGAUGGAGCCAGACUCUCACAAAUGGUGGAUGAAAGACCGUCACCUAAACUUGUUUCCACUUUUCAUCACAGAAUCAACAGCUUUGAGGAGAGUACCCCCGACGUCUCCUCCACAACCUCGCCUGAACCCCAAGCUUUGGUCUAUGACCCCAGCACGCCAAACUUCGCCCCGUCCCCUGCCAAGACCUCUGUAUCUUCGCCUUCCUCACCAGAGCUGCGUUUGGUUUUGCUCGGACGGUCCGGAGCAGGGAAGAGUGCGGCUGGCAACAUCAUCUUGGGGCACAAUGAGUUUGAGUCUCGGCCUGACAGUCUGGUCGCCAUUACUCAAGAGUGUGUUAAAAAGAAAGCAGUGGUUGCUGGAAGAAGGGUGGCAGUACUGGACACCCCAGACUGGUUUCACUCAGAGCGUACACCAGAUGAGGUGCGUUCUCAGAUUUCCUCCUGCGUAGCCCUGUCCAGCCCCGGACCACACGCCUUCCUCUUGUGUGUUCCGGUGGACCAGCCAGCCAAAAUGGAGCUGCAGGCCCUUAGCGUCCUCGAGGCGGUCUUUGGGCCUGAAGUGGUCAAAAAACACACACUGGUCCUCUUUACGCACGCUGAUCUUCUAAGAAAGAACAUCAACUACAGGAGCGACAGCGUAGAGGCCUAUAUUGCUGGUCAGCGUGACGAUCUGUUAAAACUGGUGGAGAAAUGCGGGGAUAGGUUCCACGUGCUGGAGAGAGACGGUCACGGCAGAAACGUAGAGGAGCUUCUUGAAAAGGUGGAGCAGAUCGCCGACGAGGCUGGGGGACAGUGUUAUUCCUGUCCAGCUUUCCAAGAGGCCGAGAACCGAGUGAGGGAGAUACAGGCCGAGAUAACGAGGGAAAGGAGACGGAAGAAGCAGGAGGAAGAACGCCUAGGAGAGCAGUUUCGGGGCGAGAGGCGCUCCCUCUACCCUUACAUGCAGACUGUGGCCGAGGCCGAAGAGGAAGUGAGAGAGGAAGAGGUUGAGAAAACACGAGCCGAAGCCGAGAGGAGUGUCAGUACCAUGAAUAUCGAGAGCCUUCCACCUAUAAACACAAUGGCCAGCAUGUCCCCCUCAAUGUUCCAGUCCAUGAUGGAGAAAGUGAUGUCCGGCGCCAAGACGCUGCCCAAACUGUUGUCAGACAGCUCGGUCUGGGUCAGCGACGGAGCCAAGAAGGUAGCGAGCAGUCCGGUGUGGGAAUCAGUAGGGAGCGGCGCGCAAAACGCACAGAAGACUUUGGCCAACAGUCCUGUGUGGGGGAAAGUGGGCGCUCAGGCCGGGCACGUCUCGAAGCUAGUGGGAGAUAGACUCCCUAAGGUGGUGGUGGACAGCUCGGCCUGGGUCGGCUCUGGAGCCAAAGCGGUGGCAGACGGCUCGAGGCGUGUCGGCUCAGGUAUAGGAACCGGAGCAAAGGCCGUGGCCCAGAGCCCCGUGUGGGGCAAGGUUGGUUCCGGAGCCAAAGUGGUUGCUGGCGGUUCGGUGCGUCUCGGAGCCGGACUGGGCGCCGGUGCAAAGAAGGUGGCCCAGAGUCCAGUCUGGGGGAAAAUGGGCUCCGGUGCCAAAGCAGGCGCCAAGAUGGUCAGCGAAAGUUCCUUGUGGCAGAAAAUGGUGACCAAUGCUAAGAAGGUGCCGAAGGUCGUCAUCGCAGGGGCGUUGCUGGGUUUGGUUCUGGGGGUGUUUUUAGCAGGGGCUGCCGGCGGAGCCGCGGGGGCCGUUAUUGGAUCUGGUGCCACCGAGGUGGGCAGGCGGAAGUUUGGCAAGAAAACUGCACCCGAAAAAGUUGCUAAUAACAUUGAAAGACAAGUGAACGACACCGUAGAUUCACUUGUGAAACAAGGAGAGAAAUUCAAGAAAAUGGAAUGAAGGACUGAUUGAAUCCUGAAUCAAAUGGAGCACAUUACACCACCUGCAUUUGGUUCCUUUUGUGUAGAUGUUUGUGAUCUCUUAAUGAGUCCUAAUAAGUCAAUAGAUAUCGAACAUCACAAAUACAUCUUUUUCACAAGAUACUGGUUAUAAUUUUGCUAGUUGAGGGUGUUAGGAAUUUUUGCUCUGACCAAUCAGAAUAUGAAAAUGCUGCCUACAGUUAGCACAACAGACCUAGGAAGAUGAAUUUUAUAUCUGAUUGAAGAAAAGCAUCGGCCAAUACAAUUGAUUUUGAUGGUUUUAGGCAGAUUAAGAUUGUCAUGGCAACACACCGGCUGAAAUAUGAUCGUUAGAUCAAAAUCUCUGACAUCUGCAUACAUUACGUAAUGUGAGCAAUUCAGCAAAGAGAAAGACAAUGAAAUAAAAACAUUUUGGGACUAAACUGAAACAAUUUUGUGGAAUUUUCUUGAGUGAAAUGACUAUGAAUUGUCCAUACGUUUAAAAGGUGGGUUUGUCUACAGUAUACAGGAAGUCCCAGGGUUACGAACAAGUUCCAUUCCCACCCUGGCGACGUAACCCGAAAUGUACGUGUAAAUUGGGAUUAACCCUUUAAAAAAUCAAAAUAACUAUCCAAAAAGCCCAAAAGUAUUUUGUUUAAUGGUGGAGGAUACACUGCCCUCUGGUGGCAGUGUUGGGUCUGGGUGGACUCCUUCAAUAAUGCUUCUAUACAGGAGCAUUGAGACGUCUCACAUGGAUAAAGGAUAGCUGCGCUCGGUUUUGGCCAGAUAAGGCUUUAAAUUGCUUCAGCUAAUAUAUGUUUGUGUAUGCAUUUUGUAAUUAAGUUCAGAGUUGGUUUGUGGAGUUGCGUGUGAGAGAUUUGCAAUUUAAAAUAAACUUUUGUGAAGCAAAUUAGGCUAAUUUAAUCUAGGAAUUUACAUAUUGAUCAGAUUAGAUCGAUGUUUGAACACCAAUCGUUUUGUGUCAAGUGUUUUAUUGUUAAAAUGCCUGUUGUUUUCAGACGUGUACAUAUCAUGUUACAGCUUAACAAAUUUUUAAAAGUGAAGUAAAAAGCUUCAAAAAGCACAAUUGCUUUGUUUGCUGUCUGUCAAGAUGAACAACUUCACGUUUAGUGAGGACAGAACAAGUCAUGUUAAUAAAGUAAAAAAUAAGGUACUGUGAGGUACAAUUAUUAAGUACUUGGUACUUGUGAUAUCUUUUGUGCUUGAUUGAAAAGGAAUUAAAAUAAUAUGUCUUGUCACUUGUCUUUGUCACAAUCUCUCUAAAAAAAAAUGUGGUGAAAGUCACACUUUUGUAACCAAAUGAUAGAUAUACUGUAAUUCAGAAAAUUGGGGGUGUUUAUUUUUGUGUUGAACAGCAGAAUGAACCAAACAUUGAUUGGAAGAAGGCAUUUUACAGGAUUCUAAGAACAAAUGCAUUUGUGUGUUAUGGACUGUAAUUCCAUCUGUGUUCAGAAUGUUAUUGAAGUGCAGAUUCUUUGCAGCUUUUGAUAUGUUUCAGUUAUGCUAUGCGGUUGUAGACUGGAAUAAAUUUUCACUGCUUGGCUUUAUUUACACCAUAAAUUAUAGAUGAAGGAUGCCGAAGUUGAGUGGCCAAAAAUGUCUAUUCUGAGUACUGUGUCGUUCCAUUUAUAGUACAGUACUGUAUAUUACUUUGCAAUUCUCACACUACUGGAAGACCGUUUACAUUUUCAUUUGAUAUGUCAUAUGCUAAUAGAAUGUAUUCUUUUGCUUGCUUUAUGUCAGACUCAGAAAUAUAACGUCCAUCCUUUCAGGAGUUGAUUAAGUGCGGUGUCUGUUAAAAGGGACACCACCAUUUGAUGAUAUAAACAGUACUAUUUUGAACCUAUUGAACAUUUACACAUUUAAUAUUAAUUAUGAAAGUAGUGUAACCAGUUUUGUCUGCUUGUAUUUUGCGUGUACAGGUUAAAGUCUUCAUUUUCCUUGAGGGAGGGGGUGGAGGCACUGACAUUUUAUCUUUGACUACCAGGCUGGCCAUAUUCACUCUGCUUGGCCUCCUGUAUGCAGCGUGAGAAGAGGUAGCUCCCCCCAACACUCAAUCCUAGACCCAAGGGUGAGCAAACCUUUUGCUCAGCCACAACAUUUGAUUUGGAUUUUAAGAAUAGAACAAAAUUAGGGCUAGAAAUAAGUAAUGUACAGGAAGUGGUUGCUUUCAAUAAAAUUGUAAUGUUAUUUACUGUAAAUUAAACUAAAUUUACACACAUUACAAAUACAGCUAAAACCAUAGGCCUACCCACACCCAACCAAUUCGACUUAAACAGUAGGUCCGUCAUUCGAUUGACAAACACAGUAGUCCAGGAAUACAUACCCACUAUACCAGCACACCAUCACGCUUCCCUCAGGGUGAAAGUACGGGUCCGCUU
Messenger RNA from Corythoichthys intestinalis (scribbled pipefish), 5371 nucleotides. RefSeq lists its product as uncharacterized. The record is from RefSeq and is a predicted model, not a curated record. NCBI's taxonomy places the organism in Eukaryota, Metazoa, Chordata, Actinopteri, Syngnathiformes, Syngnathidae. The transcript is spliced from 8 exons. Bases 184 to 2970 code for a protein of 928 amino acids. Gene Ontology annotation, molecular function: GTP binding.